Molecule: messenger RNA, 2519 nt
Organism: Bombina bombina (fire-bellied toad)
Lineage: Eukaryota; Metazoa; Chordata; Amphibia; Anura; Bombinatoridae
Exons: 7
Coding region: 689-1645 (318 amino acids)
Source: RefSeq, a predicted model, not a curated record
GCAACUAGAGAUAGAACAGGGAAAAAGAGCCAGACGACUGUAUAAAGGGACAGAGAAAAUAAGAGAGAAAUCAUAUUCAUAGACAAAAGGUCAGAGACUGAUAGAAAAAUAAAAGCAGAGACAGAAAGUCAGGAAGAAAAGAAAAUACAUAUUAAGAGAUUGGAAAAAGAAACUAAGAAAAUGCAAAGAAUAUAGAAAUGAAAAGACUAAAAUACAGAAAAAGGAGACAGAAAUAAACAAAUGAAUAAAAUAGAAAUAAUAUGAUAUUGGAGACAAAUGAAGAAAAAGGAAAGACAAGAAGCAAAAAAGACUAAGUAUUGCUAUAGAUAAAGAGAGACAGUGAGAUAAAGAGGCACAUACAGUCAAAAGGGACAACAAAAGGAUCCAAAAAGACAGCUAAGACCAGUAUGAAGUCAGAUAGAAUACAAGUCAGAGACUGGCACCAAUAAAGAGAUAGACAAAGGGAGAAGAAAAAAGCCGGAGACGGACAAUCAAGAAGGUCAGAGAGAGAGAGAGAAAGAAAAAGAGAGAGAGAGAGAGAGAGAGAGAAAGAGAGAAAAAGAGAGAGAAAGAAAACGAGAGAGAGAAAGAGAGUAAAAAAUAGAUAUUUGGGCAGAAAAAGAGAGUGAGGAACAAAAAGCAGUCAGAGAGACAGUGAAAGAGAGACGGGAAAGAUAAAGAAGAGGCAAUGCUGCAUAUUGUGGUUUUCACCGUACUUAUGCAUUACAGCGCACAAGGUUGUAUCUGUGCGCCAUCUCUCUCUCUCUUAGUGGUCCAUACUCCCUCACGUAAUGAUAGCGCCCUGCUAUGUGAACUCUGCCUUAAAAAUAAUUUCCAGAGACAGAACAAUUAUACUUUCAUAUGGUCUCUUGAUGGACAUGAGGUGAAGAAAAUGCAGGGUAAAAGCGUAUCUAUAUACAGCCUGACUGCUAAGGACAGGAAGGAACGUGGUCUAUGGAGAUGUGAAGUGGAGGAAUAUCCUUUUCUACGCGCUGAGUAUCACCUGGGAGGGAAAAAAACAAAAAUACACUGCCUACCCGCAUCUUCUCUCUCUCUCUCUUUGGUCAUCGUACCGGCAAGUAAUGAUAGCGGCCUGCUUUGUGAUCUGUGCCUGCCAGAGACAGACCAGAGACUGAGCUAUUAUACUUUUAUAUGGUCUUUCAAUCAAAGAAAUGUGGAAAAGAAAAUCCAGUGUCAGCAGAUGUCUUUCUAUACGCUGGAUCCUCACGAUAACAAGACACAUGGCUUAUGGAGAUGUAAAGUACAGGAAUAUCCGUAUCUCAAUGCCGAGCAUUACCUGGGAACUAGCAAACCAACCGCGCCAACAGAGAGGAAGCCAGAUAAAAAACCCUUGACUUUUCCAUUUAUGUUUCUUCUCAUUAUGGCAGUGGUGACUUCUGUCACAAUUAUUAUUGUUGCAACAUUUCUGAUUCUAGAAGGCAGAAGAACGUCUGUCACUCUUCAAUCAACAAAAGCGGAACAAGACUCUCCUAGCCAAUCCAAUGCACAGAAUAUUUGCCUUGAGACCUGUAAUACGUCUCCUGAGAAGAGUGAUGAGGUGCAUUAUGCAGAACUUCAACUGGAACAAAAGCCACUGGGCAGGGUCACGAGUUCUCGUUCUACAAUAUAUGCUUCUAUCGUGUAACAACUUCGUUUUCCCAGCGACCCACAGUUUAUUAGAAUUUGAUCUAAAGCAAUAGAUGAUUGCUAGAUUUUUUUUUAGAAUUGUAGAGCAGCAGUGCAUUACUGGGAGCUAGCCAAAAAAAAUCUGGCGAGCCAACGACAAGAGGCAUAUGUAUAUAGCUACCUUUCACGCAGCUAGCUCCCAGUAGUGCAUUUCUGCAGCUGAGGUUAUGUACAUGCUUUUCAUCAAAAGACACCAAGGGAACAUAGUAAAUAUAACUGAAUUUAAAAGUGCCUUCAAAUGACAUGAGCUAUCAGAAUCAUAAAAGCUUAAUUUCGAUUUUACUGUCCCUUUAAAGGAAUAGUCAAGUCAAAAAUAAACAUUCUCGAUUCCAUUAGGGCAUAUAAUUGUAAACAACUUUCCAAUUUACUUUUAUCACCAAUUUUGCUUUGUUCUCUCGCUCUUGGUAUUCUUCGUUGAAAGCUAAACCUAGGUAGGCUCAUAUGCUAAUUUCUUAGCCCUUGAAGGGUGCCUCUUAUCUAAAUGCAGUUUUUCACCACUAGAGGACAUAAAUUCAUGUGUGUCAUAUAGAUAACAUUGAGCUCAUGCCCGUGGAGUUACCUAGGAGACAGCACUGAUUGGCUAAAAUGCAAGUCUUUUUAAAAGAACUAAAAUAAGGGGGCAGUCUGCAGAUGCUUAGGUACACGGUAAUCACAGAGGUAAAAAGUAUAUUAUUAUAACUGUGUUGGUUAUGCAAAACUGGGGAAUGGGUAAUAAAGGGAUUAUCUAUCUUUUUUUAAAACAAAAAAUUUCUGGUGUUGACUGUCCCUUUAAGGAAAUUAUGUAAAUGAUAAGAAAAACAAUUAUUUCAAAUAAACAGAUCUAAGAGAUGCUG